CAGGUAGGCAGGUAGGCAGGUAGGCAGGUAGGCAGGUAGUAGAUGUGUCGUCGUCGACGGUGGUGCUUGUAGUAUCUUCUUACUUGCCUCCACCCGCGUGACUUGCCCGCGUAGGCAGCACGCGCGCUUCUUACUCUGGGACAGGCCAGAGUAUUGCUACUUGAGGCGCUCACGUCGCCAUUCCCUCUUCUUCUCCCGCGACCGAGUCCCGGCCGGCCUCGAUGGCGAGAGUCAGUAGGAGGGCCGCCGGCGCUCGGUGAGGGUGCGUACGGAGGAGGUGAGAGAGAGGAGAGGCAGGUAAGUAACAAACAUGCCUAAGUAGAGAAAGGCCGCGGUGUGCGUGCGUGUAUGGGUGGUGCGUUGCUUGGCGCCUCUGUCGCUACCGCUCACGCGCACGAGAGAUGCUAACCAGGCUUUGCUUCGACCCAAGGUUCUCUCUCUCUUUCUCUCUCUCUUCUCCUCGGCCCCAACUCGGCCACCUCGGUGUCUGCCUCCUGCCCACGCAGGCGCUUCUCGCCUGUGUCCUACGCUUCCCAGGCGGGCAGGUCCACCGUGCAGGCCCUGCGCGACGAUCGACCGCCGGGACUCUCCUCCUCCCCCCCCCCCUGCCUACGUACGCCCCGCGACGCCGCGGCGCGCGCUGCUUGCGUGCCUACAUACCUGCGCGACGUCUGUGUGUCCGCGUGCUGCGCGUUGCUCAUCUGCCUACAUGUCUCCGUAACGUCUGUGUGUCUGCGUGCUACGCGCGGGCGCAUGCAGGGACGGCCCGCAGGGCGUCUGCCGCGCGCGGCUGGCUGGCUGGCGGGCGGGUGAAGACGGGGGGCGAGAGGAGAGGGGGGGGGCAGGCAAGGGAGCUCACCUAGGCAGGACACGGACGGACGGACUGGAGAGAGAGAGAGAGAGAGAGAGAGUCGUUUCCCAGCCCGUCCGCCUGCUACGCUGCUAUCUCUGCCUGUCCCCUGUCUUGUCUGUCUCGCCACCAUCUCCUUAUCUGCCGGCCGCCCGCCGUUGCAGCGGUC
Messenger RNA from Durotheca rogersii, 1019 nucleotides. RefSeq lists its product as uncharacterized. The transcript has a single exon. Lineage: Eukaryota; Fungi; Ascomycota; Sordariomycetes; Xylariales; Xylariaceae. The coding region runs from base 402 to 863 and encodes 153 amino acids. The record is from RefSeq and is a predicted model, not a curated record.